This is a messenger RNA of Umbelopsis ramanniana AG, 1815 nucleotides long. RefSeq lists its product as uncharacterized. Gene Ontology annotation, cellular component: cytoplasm. Gene Ontology annotation, molecular function: aldehyde dehydrogenase (NAD+) activity. The record is from RefSeq and is a predicted model, not a curated record. The transcript has 7 exons. Gene Ontology annotation, biological process: aldehyde metabolic process. Lineage: Eukaryota; Fungi; Mucoromycota; Umbelopsidomycetes; Umbelopsidales; Umbelopsidaceae. Bases 11 to 1525 code for a protein of 504 amino acids.
AUUCAUUACAAUGUCUGGUCCCUUGACGUACACCUCGCUUGAUCUAAUCCCCACCGCUGUCAACGACCUUCGCUCUGUGUACAACACUGGGUUAACAAAGUCGCUUGACUUUAGAAAGCAACAGUUGCAGCGUCUUGCCGACCUUUGCCUUGAGAACACCGAUGCGCUUAUCGAGGCACUUCACAAGGAUCUUCGUAAACAUAAGGUUGAAAGUGUUAUUGGUGAAAUCUCACCUGUUGUUGAUGAAUGUCAGUUUAUGAUCAAGAACCUCAACAAACUGGCCAAGCCUGAACAGACCAGCAAGCGUUUCCUCAUGAACGCUACUGACAAGACGUUGGUUCGCAAGGAACCCAAGGGCGUGGUUUUAAUCAUUGGUGCUUGGAAUUAUCCUGUCAAUCUCUUGUUGCUGCCUUUCGUCGGUGCCAUUGCUGCUGGUAACACGGUUUUGCUCAAGCCUUCAGAAGUAUCAGCUAACACUGCUGCAUUGAUAACCGAACUUUUGCCUAAAUAUUUGAGCCAAGAUGCUUAUCGUGUCAUCAACGGUGGUGUGAGUGAGACCACCGUCGCUCUCGAACAACGUUUCGAUCACAUAUUCUAUACUGGUAACGGUGCUGUCGGCAAGAUCGUCAUGACUGCUGCUGCAAAGCAACUUUGCUCUGUCACUCUUGAGUUGGGUGGAAAGUCACCUACUGUCAUUGCUCCUGAUGCUGAUUUGGACGUCACAGUCCAUCGUUUGGCUUGGGGUAAAUUUUACAACAAUGGCCAAACUUGCGUGGCUCCUGAUUAUGUCCUUAUUCAUAAGCCCUUGUUGAAGCCUUUCAUUGAAAAGCUUCGCGCUUUCCUUGAGAAGAGUUAUGGAAACAAGCCUCAGGCUUCCGAGUCCUAUGGACGUAUCGUCACUGACCGCCAUUUCGACCGCCUCAAGGCUAUGAUUGAUCGUAUUGAUGCUUCCAAAAUCGCCAUUGGUGGCCAAACCGACCCCUCCGAUCGUUUCAUCGCCCCUACUAUUGUCACUGAUAUCUCCAACGACGAUGCCAAUCUGAUGAUUGAAGAAAUCUUCGGUCCCAUUCUUCCCGUCCUUGUGUACGAUGAGUUGCAAGAGGCCGUCGAUAUCAUCAAUGGUCGCGACUAUCCUCUAGCUCUUUACAUCUUCUCCAAGAGCGAAAAGACCGCCAACUGGGUUUUGGACAGAACCCAAUCUGGUGGCUGCUGCGUCAAUGAUACCCUUAUGCACUUGCAGGAACUUUCACUGCCAUUCGGUGGUGUUGGUCCCAGUGGUCAAGGCAAUUACCAUGGUGAACGUUCUUUCUCUGCUUUCACUCAUGAACGUACUACCAUGUACAAGGAUGCUUCCGCUGAAAAGGUCAAUGAGGUCAAAUACCCCCCUUACAAUGAAAACAAGUACAAGGUCUUGUCCUUCAUGGUCUAUGGAUUGCCCGGCUCUGUCAGUCGUAAGGUCAAGACCUUCAUGACUGUUUGGAUGGCCCUUUGGGCUGUCUUGUUCUCCAAGAAAUCCAAGCUUUAAACAGGACAUCUGUUGGUGACAUUAUAACUGUAAUCCCCAUUCCUUAUUGUUGAUACUCUCUUUUUGCAUAUCAAAUACUGUUUAUGCUGGAUCAAAAACAAAAAUUCUUUCUCAUCAUCCUACUCAGUCUUUCUAUACCUAUCUUAACGCAUCACUAUAGGCUAAAGUUCAAACCAUUCCUUUUGCAUUAGCCCAAUAUUAUGAACUACAAUGAAAUUUUUAUUCUAGUUGUCAUGUUUUUGCUCUAGCAGCGAUCAUAUAAAUUAUCUCCAUUUGUAAUGGAAACCAUG